AAAUGAGUGAUAAUGUUUCCAUCGAAAUACCAACUCCACAUAAUGGUGAACCUAUUAGUAUGAUGGAAAUAUCACUGAACGGAAAAUAUCUUGUUACUUACAGUGAAGCAGACAAAAAAAUUGUUGUGUGGAACGUUGAAAAUAUUAAAGAUAUAAUAGAAGGCGAAGACUUGAAAGAAAAACAACAUAAAUUAUUACAAGCAUGA
Messenger RNA from Funneliformis mosseae, 206 nucleotides. The record is from the annotation of a GenBank genome assembly. Lineage: Eukaryota; Fungi; Glomeromycota; Glomeromycetes; Glomerales; Glomeraceae.